GACAGACGAUUUCAACAUGAAUAGUUUUGAUUGGAACCACACCGAUGACACGUCAUCCAUGCCCCCGGAAACUAGCACGCUCUCACCUUCGGAGGAGGCGGCCCUGCUCGAACAAUACAACCAGGAACAGGCCAUCCGCUACCUUCCCGUGUUCGUAUUCCUCAUUAUCAUCUUGGUCAUUGGAACCAUUGGAAACAGCCUUGUCCUGUUCGUUUACUGCAAGAUGUUUAGAAAAACUUCGUCUAACUAUUUCAUCGUUGCUAUGGCGAUAUUUGACCUCUUAGCGUGUGUUAUAGGUUUGCCAACCGAAUUAUACGAUCUGAGAUAUUCGUUAACGUUUUACAGCGGUGCGAUAUGUAAGAUAUUUAGAUACACUGAAGCAGUUGUUGUUUACGGAUCUGCUAUUAUCCUUGUUGAAAUUGCAUUCGACCGGUACUUCAAAAUCUGCAGACCAUUGGUGUUAAUUGAACUUUACAAGAUAAAGAUCAUGUGCUUUGUCGCCGGGCUAGCAGCUGUGGUGAUAUCAAUUCCAGCACUCAUUUUGUACGGGAUUUCCCGAACGCAUACGCCAGACGGCCGUGUCCAAGGAUACGACUGCUCGAUAGAGGAGGCGUAUAGAAAACAAGCGUUUUCCAAAAUCUAUUAUCUCAUGCUCGGACUGGUCUUUGUUACAACAGUCCUGAUCUUAUCUGGCUUGUACAUUCGUAUCUGGGUUGAAAUAAAACGCAGGAAAAAGCUGGUGAUUGGAGAUCAGGUAAAGAGACCGAGCAGGGAGGAAAUUCCGAUGCAAAACACCUUGGCGAAUGACCAGAAGACAAAGAAACUAAGAGUGGUCCGGUACUGCUCUGAGUACAGCGACGAAGACUCGCAGGACAUGGCGACCAGGGUGUCCUUCCGGCCGACUCUGCAGUGCCUCGCGGAGGCGAUGACAAAGUUUCGGGUUAGUCGCACCACCAUUGUCCUGUUUGCGGUCACUGUUGUGUUUGUCAUCAGCUAUCUUCCUGGAAUCAUCGUCAUGAUAUGCAGGUCCUCCAUAAAGGAUCUGGAAAAGAAUCAGACUCUCGCCGAGCAAGUUAUAAGUAAACUGUUCUCCAAGUUUUACUUCAUCAACAAUGCGAUAAAUCCAAUUAUAUACAGUUUCCUUAACCUCAGUUUCAGACGUCGCUGUAUAGUGUUAAUUAAGAAAUUAUUUGUUUGCCGUAAACGUGAUUUUCGCUUUCGAAAACCGAUUUAUGAAAAAAAAACGGAUUCCCAGAAGAGUAAUAAAAGCACGAAAAGUUCCAAAAGCGCUAAGAUAAGUACCAAAGAGCUUCAAGUAUGAGAUAAAGUGAACAUAUGUACGUUUGAAACAUUUAACCGAUAGAGGGUGUUACAAAUAACUCUCAUGUUGGACUCUGGAAAGUGUUUGCAUUUUAUCGGUGCAAACAGGUGUAAAGUAUUGGAUAUUAGCUGUUUACAGGUUAUAAGAGAACACAUUAUAACAAUACUAUUGAAACCGGUAAACGCAAUUUAUCAAUUCUAAAUGAUAACGCGUAACAAUGAGGUGUACAUAUUUGAAAAAGAGAACAAAAUGUGUAUAACUUAGGUGUAUGUUUGUAUAUAUAGAACUUGUGUUUUUUAUUAUAAAUAUUAUUAUGCUUUUAUUUGUUAAUAACUUGCAUUGCGUUAUAUUAUUUAACAUUUAUUACCUACGUUUUAAGUUGUAAAAGGCUUUUGUUUGUUUUUUCUUUCGACGAAUAUUUUGUUCACAAUGUUAAAAUUACAACUACUUAAACCUAUUUAUUUUAGCUCGAUUGCAUCGAAAGCCUAAGGCUUAUAUAAAUGCUCUCGAGUCCGUUUCCUGGGCCUAGAACCAGUACUUGGUGUCUUUUGGGGAGAUCUAAAGAACGCUCCCAUGGUGGGGAUCGAACCCGUGACCUCCCGGUCGCUAGGCGGACACCAUAUCCAUUACACCACGGCGACCACGACUUUUAUCUUACCAAAAACUGACUUGUUGAAACAUUCCAUCGGUUUGAAACUGGUAUUCCAUCAAUGAAAACUACACGCUCAUCCACUUAUAUCACAUGAUAUGAUAAUUUUCCCUAUGAAUAUUUUUAUAAUACUUUUCAUUAUUCAAGUAUAUGUAUGUCUAUGUUUAAUUGCCGUUCUUUGUUUACUGAUUGUUGAAUC
Dreissena polymorpha is the source of this 2169-nucleotide messenger RNA. Its product is annotated as neuropeptide S receptor-like. Gene Ontology annotation, biological process: G protein-coupled receptor signaling pathway. Bases 17 to 1321 code for a protein of 434 amino acids. Gene Ontology annotation, molecular function: G protein-coupled receptor activity. Gene Ontology annotation, cellular component: membrane. Lineage: Eukaryota; Metazoa; Mollusca; Bivalvia; Myida; Dreissenidae. The record is from RefSeq and is a predicted model, not a curated record. The transcript has a single exon.